AUGAGCACCGAGAAGAAACUUUAUGCUGGAAAGAAAAAGAAGGGGUUGUUCCAUCAUUCUUCUUUUUUGGCUGGUGGAGCUACCUUGGCUGCUGGACGGCUCGAAGCCGAGGAUGGGGUUCUGAAGUCCAUCUCUGCAUAUAGUGGACACUAUCGGCCAACAGACGAAACACUCGACGCGUUCUUAUCAUAUCUCAGGGAAAAUGGUGUCAAUCUUGUUACCUUUCAUGAAUUUUGUGUAGGUAUGCGUAGCUUGGACCAAAUGGUAGUCAAGGAAGGAUCAUGGUCCUAG
Molecule: messenger RNA, 291 nt
Organism: Vicia faba (fava bean)
Lineage: Eukaryota; Viridiplantae; Streptophyta; Magnoliopsida; Fabales; Fabaceae
Source: the annotation of a GenBank genome assembly